Linum trigynum is the source of this 1260-nucleotide messenger RNA. NCBI's taxonomy places the organism in Eukaryota, Viridiplantae, Streptophyta, Magnoliopsida, Malpighiales, Linaceae. The record is from the annotation of a GenBank genome assembly.
AUGGCUUCCUUUUCUAUGGAAGACUUUGUAGGCAAUGGAGUUCUGAAAGAGCUGCUCCCGAAGCUGUUGGAAGAAGGAUGGGAUGAUGUGCCAACUUUGAAAAUUAUGGACGCUGAGGACAUGGAUGAAAUGAACCUGACAAGGAGACAAAAGGAUGCUUUUGAGAUAAGAACAUACCUGCAUGAUCGCGCCCUGAUGAACUAUGGAGACAGACUAGAAGCCUCUGGGAAAGGUUUGCCAGAACUUCUUGCCAUCAGUAAUGCCGAUCUGGCAUCACAGUAUGGGAUGAAAAGAGGUCAUGUAGCUCGUUUCUUGGACAGAACCACUGCUUGUACAGAACCUGUGAACAAAUCAGAAGUCUUUUCCAUUAGAAAACCUCCAACAACAUCAAGAAGCGACAGCCUUAUCAAAAGUUUUGGGUCUACCACCUCAAGAAAGAUGGCCAGUGUAUCAAGAUAUUCUGCAGCAACCAUGAUGACUUAUGACAAAUCCAUAGAACAGUCGCUGGCUGAUUUCAAGAUCAAAGAUGGGCACGUCUUUAAAGGGGUGAUUUCUGCAGGUCCCGCUGAGCCUCGAGCAUGUGGCUGUAUAGCUGCUCCGCCGGUAGUUGACCAGGUUGCUCCUUAUGCAACCAUUGAAAACAUAACUGUUCAGAAGCUGACUCCCGAGUAUAAGAUUGGGAUGGAGCGCUUGCUGAAAACCAAGGGACCUCCAAUGAAGGCUUCAGAAUUGUGGCGUGACAAACCAGCGGUUAUCCUCUGUAUCAGACGACCCGGGUGCAUCAUGUGCAGAGCCGAAGCUCAUCAGCUUUAUGCUAGAAAACCCUUAUUUGACGCAAUGGGAGUUCAACUGUAUGCAGUUCUUCACGAGCACAUAGAGUCGGAGGUACAAGACUUCUGGCCGCGGUAUUGGGGUGGUGUUGUACUUUUCGAUCGAGGUAUGGACUUUUUCAAGGCUCUUGGUGGUGGAAACCUGCUCAAGGACAAGUUCAUAUCAGGCUUUCUUUUCAACCCUCGAGCAAUUGCUAAUUACAGACGGGCCAAAUCCCUGGGAUUGGACCAAAACUUCACUGGCGAAGGUGAGAUCAAAGGUGGACUUUUCAUAGUAGGAAGGAAGAGGUCUGGCAUUGCUUACCAGUUUGUUGAGAGGAACUUUGGUGACUGGGCUCCUAUGGCAGAAGUAAUUGAGAUCUGCAGAGAGUUGCAGAACCAGCAGCAAGAGCAAGGAGAGUCAAUCAAAUCGUCACAGGACUAUGCUUGA